AGGGGUAAAAUUUAGGAGCAGAGGAGACUCUUCCCUACAUGCCUACCUACCUAGGUAGGCAAUAAAUUCCUCAAUUAGGGGCGAGCAAUAUGUUAUGACGAUCGCUAGUCGCUGAUCAACUACUUACAUCUAACAUGAUGGCAGGAUGGCAGGAUAUGAGCGAAUUCGGGGUUGUGUGGCUGCAAGUAAAGAGAGCAUUAAUAGUAAAAGUGAGGGUUGAUCAACGACCGCCGGGAAACCCCUGCCCGCAAUCUUAUAGUAAGAUGAAGCUCAUACCCACCCCCUGUACGCGUCAACCAUCGAGCCUCCAAAUGUAUCGCGCACGACAUUUUAGCCUCGACGACCUGAAAUAGAUAGCAUGUGCUUACCGUCGUGGGGUUUCAUUAUCUUUCCUCAAUUGUCUCCUCGAUUACCUAUCGCCUUUCUCUAUGGCGUCUUGGUGAUACCACGUGUUGCAUGCAAAGACAAGCCCGGUAGGAGAUGCUAUUGCGCAUUUUACCGGCCAACAGCUUCACCGUUAUCGUCGUCGUCAACCCCAACGUUUCUUCCCCGGUGUUUUUUUUUCUCCCCCGACGCUUUCUCCCCGGUGCGGUAUGCCAAACUCCACACUGGAGCUAUCAGGACAGUUCUUCUUGCAGUAUGUGCGUUGCAUGGUUCUCCCGCAACUCAAGCGGUGGGGGAACGACUUCGUGAGGAGAUACCCAGAAAAAUGAAUCUACCACAAGCCCAGCCAGCUCUAGAACCCCCGGCAUCUAAAGUUGGUGUAAAGUUGGUGUUGCAAUUAUCUACCAAAUAAAAUAACUAAUAUCGGAGUAAGCUCUUCUUAA
Molecule: messenger RNA, 827 nt
Organism: Daldinia caldariorum
Lineage: Eukaryota; Fungi; Ascomycota; Sordariomycetes; Xylariales; Hypoxylaceae
Exons: 2
Coding region: 359-796 (145 amino acids)
Source: RefSeq, a predicted model, not a curated record